Hansenula ciferrii is the source of this 2244-nucleotide messenger RNA. RefSeq lists its product as uncharacterized. The transcript has a single exon. Gene Ontology annotation, molecular function: protein kinase activity. Bases 1 to 2244 code for a protein of 747 amino acids. Gene Ontology annotation, biological process: protein phosphorylation. The record is from RefSeq and is a predicted model, not a curated record. NCBI's taxonomy places the organism in Eukaryota, Fungi, Ascomycota, Saccharomycetes, Phaffomycetales, Wickerhamomycetaceae.
AUGGAUGCGCGGUUAGAUCAAAUAAGAAGGAAUAACAUCAAAAAUGUUUGUGAAGUACGUGAUCCUGUAUUAAAUCUUACUCAUGAUAAGGUCAUUGGGGCGUAUACUCUUAUAGGUGAAGAAUUUGAAGCUGAUUAUAUUGAGCAAGUGAAAGAUAUAAAGGAAUUAUUUCAACUUCCUAAAGAUAUUAGAAAGGGUCUAGCUAGAAAUACUUUGUCGUUGCCAUAUGAUGAUUCUUGGUUUAAGGGAUAUUCUUGGUUCACAAUGUCAAUGUGCCGCGUUGAAAAAAACUUUAAUGUUGCAUUAGAUGUUGAUAAUAAGUUCAUCAAAAACUUGAUUGAAAAAUCAUUUACCAACGAAAUUGACAAAACUAGAUGCUACCAAGAACCAAUCAUAAAACAAUUGAUGAAUCCUUUACAAACUUUCAACAGAAGCACGCUCAUGCAACAACACAGAGAUAUUAUAAUAACCUGUUCAGAAGAAAUACCGAAUGAUGAGAUAUCUCGUGAAUGUAAUGAGGUUAUCAAAAGGAUAAGUGAAGUUGAACAUUCAGAUGAAGAAAUUAUCAAAAUGAAUAAAUUGGUUUCAAGGCUCUGGCAAUCCCAUUCUUACGAAGAAGAACAUGACAAAUUUAAUGAUAUCAUAAAGGAAAUAAAUCAAGCUACAAUUGAGAAUAAAGAAUUUCAAGAUAAAGAUGCAGAAACAAAAAAAGAAAUCAUUUCUUUCCUUUGUCGCACCAAAUUAAGUGUUGCCGAUGAGCUUAAAAAUAUAACACCAAAAAUUGUUGAGUUAUUAGAUUUGGUAAAUCAAGCCAUGGGGGUUGGUUUGCAAACAAACUUAAUAGAGAUUGUGGAAGAAAGCUCUAUCAAGAAUUCAAGAUCAUUGAGUAGCGAUGAUCCUUCAGAAUACGGUAAGUCGGCUAUAGACAUUAGAUUAAGAAGUUCAGAAAAUCAAGAGAUCAUAGUCAUAGAGCGUAAAAGGUUAAAGACUUUAAGAUCCAAGUUCCUUGAGUUCUUAGCUGCAUCAAAAGAUCAACAAAUAAAGAAGAAAGAGUUGAAGAUAAUUGGAAACAUGGUAAAGCAGGCCUUAACCUAUGUAAAGGAAGGUCUUGGUAAAACCACAGCGGUUCUUACAAACUUAAAUACACUUAUUAUACUAGAAGCAGAUAUUUCCAAAAGUAAUAUUGUUAAGAUUAAGAAUAAAUGCUUUUUUGACAUCAAGUUAAGAUACAAAAUAAUUGAUUAUGAGGCACAAAAGAUAUCAUUUAGAUACGGUAUUCUAUAUUUGUUGAGUAUAGUUAAAAAACCUUCAGAUACCACAAAAGAAAAAAGAAUGAAAGAAUUUGAAAAAUUCCAAAUAAGUGAUUCUGAAAAAUUUGACAGUGAAAGUGAAACAUUUUCAGAAAAUGUCAGUGAAAAAUCAAAUGAUGAAUCUGAAAGUCAAACUUUAGAAUCAAGUAAGCUAUUACCCAACGGUACAAAAAAUCAUUCCAUGCAAUAUGGUUACAGGUAUAACUCGAAUGUCUUUUCAAUUAAAUACCGCGAUGUUUCUGAAUCAUUAGGUUAUGAAUUUGAUGGUGUUGCAUUAGAAGAUGAUUUAAUUUUGAAGUUAUAUCAAAGUGAUCUCUACCAAUUUGACCCAAUUGAAGAUCAACUAAAAUUCAGCAGUUAUCUAAAAGAAAUUCAAGCGCUUGAAUAUAUCAAUAAGUACAAUUCAGAAAUUUAUCCAAAACAAGGAAUCCAUCAUAGGGCCGAAUCGGGAGUUUUGAAUGUACCAAAGAUUUAUAAACAUUUAAUACUAAACUUAACUAAUCCCAUUACCGGACUUUCUGAUCAACAUGGUUAUGCCAUAAUCAUGUCAAAAAUUGAAGGGAAUAUUAUCAGUUCAUUGGACCAAGGGUUAGCCAAUGAGUCUAUCAAAAAAAAGUUAGAGAAACAAACUUCAAUAAUGGAGAACAUUGGAAUUUCACAUAAUGAUUUAGCUCCAAGAAAUAUCAUACUUAAUCCACAAAAUCAACUCUUAUACAUUUUAGAUUGGGGAUGUUCAACAAUAAAAGAAUUAAACAGUAAUAGAUCUGUGGUUUCAAUUGGUGAUGAUGCUUAUUCCGCUUCAAUCCCAUCUUCAAUGUCAUCUUGUGAUGUAUCGCAGUCUCCAUUAUUUAGUGCCAACACUGGUCGUGGGCAAUUUAGCAUGACUUCAACAAGUUACAAUGAUGAUGUUGUUGAUGAUGACAAGAAUAAUUAG